AAUUUCUCCACACUUUCCAUCUUCCAAACUUGAUUUCGAAGAGGAAAAAAACACAGAGAUGGCCAAGACCGGCUCUGUUUCGGAUCCCCGUUCGAGGCUCAAGUGGGACAUAUUCCUCAGUUUCCAAAGAAACACGCGCCACAGUUUCACGGAGCGUCUCUAUGAAGCCCUCAUCAAGGAACAGGUCCGCGUAUGGAACGGUGAUGCGGAGCGUGGGAGUCAUGAGGAGGCUAUGGAGGGUUCGGUGGUUUUCGUAGUAGUCUUAUCCCUUGACUACGCUAAAUCUCAUUGGUGCCUCGAAGAACUAGCCAAGCUCUGCGAUCUGGAAUCGUCGCUGGGUCAUCGGAUCUUACCGAUCUUUUAUGGAGUCGAUCCGUGGCAUUUUCGGAGACCGAGUCCUAUCGAAGAGGAUUUCAAAGAGCAUUCGAAAAUAUUUGGCGAUGAGGAGAUACAACGAUGGAGGAGAGCUUUGCGUUUAGUCGGAAAUAUCUCCGGAUUUGUUCUUAGUCAAAGGAAUGUGACACUGCGUGUUGUUCUGAUUGACUACGGGACAUGGAAACUGUGUGGCGUUUUCAGAUACGACGUUUUCCUCAGUUUCCGAGGCGGAGACACGCGCGACGGCUUCGCAGAUCGUCUCUACAAGGCGCUCAAAAAGGAGGUCCGGGUCUUCCGCGACAACGAAGGCAUGGAGCGAGGGACUGAGAUCGCUCAGAGUCUCGAGGAAGGCAUGGCGGACUCGGCGGCCUCCGUCGUCGUCUUAUCCCGUCGCUACGCUGACUCUCGCUGGUGCCUAAAUGAAUUAGCUAUGCUCUGCGAUCUGGAAUCAUCCCUAGAUCGGCCGAUUUUACCCAUAUUUUACAAGGUCAAUCCCUCCCAUGUACGCAAACAGAGCCAUAGAUUCGAGAAGCAUUUUGAUGAACACGCCAAAAGAUUCAGCGAGGAGGAGGUUCAGCGAUGGAGAGGAGCUAUGAGUUUAGUUGGAAAUCUCGCUGGAUAUGUUCAUCAAGAAAACUCGGUUGAUGAGGAUGAUAACAUAAUAGAUGACAAACAAAGAAAAGAUGAGGAUGACGUGAUAGAGCGUGUGGUGAAAAAGGUUUUAGCUCAAGUGAGCAAUACACCAGAGAAAGUGGGAGAAUUCACGGUUGGUCUGGAAUCACGUGUCGACGAUUUGAUGAAGCUGGUCGACUUUAAAUCCAGCUCCGGCGUUCAGAUCCUGGGGCUUUACGGUAUGGGUGGUAUUGGGAAGACGACGCUCGCAAAACGCUUCUAUAACAAGAUCAUCAAAAACUUCGAGGAGCACCGAGUUUUCAUCUCAGACGUUAGAGAAAAAUCAUCACGUCAAGAUGGCUUAGUCAAUCUACAAACAACGUUGAUCACUGAACUUUCCCCUCGUUCGCCACCUCCAAUAGAAGAUGUUAGCAGUGGCCGUGACAAGAUAAGAGCAAGUGUUCACGAGAAGAAGGUUCUUGCGGUUUUAGAUGAUGUUGAUAGCGUAGACCAGAUUAAUGCGCUGGUUGGUGAAAGAAGUUGGUAUGGUCAAGGAAGUCUUAUCAUCGUCACCACCAGAGAUGAAGAGAUUCUGAGGAAGCUCUCUGUGGACAAACAGUAUGAGGUCAGCUGCUUGACUGAGACGCAGGCAUUGAAUCUGUUUAGUUAUCAUUCACUACGCAAAGAAAAACCAACGGAGAGUCUAAUGGAGUUGUCGAAGAAGAUUGUUCAGAUAACGGGAAGGUUGCCACUGGCUGUUGAAGUGUUUGGCUCCCUUUUGUAUGACAAGAAGGAAAAGGAAUGGCGAGUUCAACUAGAGAAGCUGAAAAACAUUCGACCAGACGAUCUUCAGGGUGUUCUUGCGCUGAGUUUCGAGUCCUUGGACGAUGAAGAAAAGAUUGUAUUCCUCGACAUUGCGUGUCUCUUUCUUAAAAUGGAGAUAAGCAAAGAAGAAGUUGUCGACGUGCUGAAAGGAUGUGGGCUCAACGCUGAGGCUGCUCUCGGUGUCCUGAGACAGAAAUCUCUUGUUAAGAUCUUGGCAGACAGAGACAAUACUCUUUGGAUGCAUGAUCAGAUCAGAGACAUGGGAAGGCAGAUGGUCCUCAAAGAAAGCCUUGAGGAUCCUGGAAUGCGAAGUAGACUCGGGGAUCGUGGUGAAGUCAUGACCGUAUUGAAUCAUAUGAAGGGAACAGCAUCCAUCCGAGGAAUGGUAUUUGACUUCAAAAAGAAGUUUGUGAGGGAGUCAAGUGCAGUUGAAAUUCCGUCGAGCAAACUACAAAACAAUUCAGGCAUCAGCUCUGCGUUUAAUCGCAUAAAGAAUAUAUUUGUGAGAUGUCCAGAAGAGGAAAAGCCAAAACAUUCUGAGAUCACCAUUCCCGUAGAGCCUUUUGUACCAAUGUCGAAGUUGAGACUUCUGCAGAUAAACAACGUGGAACUGGAAGGAAAUCUUAAACUCCUCCCAUCUGAACUCAAAUGGAUACAGUGGAGAGGUUGCCCAUUAGAAACUCUUCCACCGGAUUUUCUUGCUAGGCAACUUGCUGUUCUUGAUCUUUCAGAGAGUGGAAUAAGACAAGUCCAGACUUCGCGCAGCAAAAGGGGGGAUCAGAACUUGAAGGUUGUAAAUUUGCGUGGUUGCCACAGCUUAGAAGCCAUUCCUGAUCUAUCAAAUCAUAAAGCUAUAGAGAAGCUUGUUUUCGAGGGAUGCAAGCUUCUGGUGAAGGUUCCUAGAUCAGUUGGUAAUCUGAGUACAUUGCUUCACCUGGACUUCAGAUACUGUUCAAAUCUAUCUGAAUUUCGUGUGGAUGUUUCUGGUCUGAAGAGUCUUGAGAAGCUAUUCCUCUCUGGCUGUUCAAAUCUGAGUGUGUUACCAGAAAACAUUGGCUUUAUGCCAUGUUUGAAAGAGCUUCUUCUUGAUGGGACUGCGAUAAUGAACCUACCGGAAUCUAUUUUUCGCCUUCAAAAACUUAAAAAGCUUAGUCUAGACGGCUGCAGAUAUAUUCAGGAGCUACCUUCGGACAUGGAAACAUUGACAUCACUGGAGGAGCUGUAUCUUGAUGGAACCUCAUUGAAAAACCUUCCGAAUUCUAUUGGAAGUCUAGUAAAUCUCCAGAAACUGCAUAUGAUGCACUGCACGUCCCUUUCCAAGGUUCCUGACACCAUCAAUGACCUGAAAUCAUUAAAGGAGUUGUUCAUCAACGGAAGUGCGGUGGAGGAGCUACCUCUAAAUCCUGGCGCACUGCCAUGUUUGAUUGAGUUUUCAGCAGGAGGAUGCAGAUCGCUGAAACACGUUCCGAGUUCGAUUGGUGGAUUAAAAUCUCUUAUUCAACUUCAGUUGGAUAACACCCCAAUCGAAACUUUACCAGAAGAGAUAGGCCACCUGCCCUUUAUUCAGACACUUGAACUGAGAAACUGCAAAUCCCUCAAGUUUCUGCCAGAAACAAUUGGAGGUAUGGACAGACUCGAAAACUUGUACCUUAGCGGCUCUAACGUUGAGGAACUGCCGGAAGACUUUGGAAAGCUGGAAAAACUAGUACAGCUCCGAAUGAACAAGUGUGCAAAGCUCAAGAAGCUUCCUGAAUCAUUUGGAGACUUGAAAUCUCUUCACCAGCUGUACAUGGAGGAAACUUUGGUCACAGAGCUGCCAGAAAGUUUCGGAAACCUCUCAAAUUUAAGGGUAUUGAAAAUGCUGAAGAGGCCUCUUAAUAGAAUUUCUGAGAAUGAUGCUCCUGGUACAAGCGAAGAACCACGUUUUGUAAUGCCAAACUCUUUCUCAAACCUCGUGAAACUUGAGGAACUGGAUGCUCGCAGUUGGGGGAUAUCCGGUAAAAUCCCAGAUGCUUUCGAGAAGCUUUCUUCUUUGGAGAUACUGAACCUGGGGAAUAAUUACUUCCACAGUCUUCCGUCUAGCCUCAAGGGGUUAUCAAAUCUCAGAGAACUCUCAUUGUAUGACUGCCGAGAGCUCACGCGUCUUCCUCCUCUUCCAUGUAAACUGGAGCAGAUAAACUUGGCGAACUGCUUUUCAUUGGAGAGUAUAGCCGACCUUUCAGAGCUGACGAUCUUGCACGACCUCAAUCUCACAAACUGUAAGAAAGUGAAUGAUAUUCCAGGCCUAGAGAAGUUGACUGCUCUGAAACGAUUAUACACGAGCGGCUGUAACUCCACCUGCUCCAUUGACGUAAAGAAAAGACUGUCCAAGGUUUCUUUGAAAAUGCUGCGGAAUCUGAGCUUGCCUGGAAACAGAAUCCCAGACUGGUUCUCACAAGGCCCUGUCACGUUCUCAGCUCAACCGAACAGAGAGCUGAGAGGCGUGGUCAUUGCUGUUGUUGUGGCUGUUAACCAGGGAAGCAAAGAUGAUUUCCAGGUGCCUGAUGUGUUGGGGAUUCAAGCUCAAAUUCUGGAACUUGGUCGACCCAAAUACAACACCACAUUGAGCCUCUCUGGAGUGCCGAGGACAAGUGAUGACCAGCUCCACAUCUGCCGAUACUCGCAUCAUCACCCAAUGGCCACGUUGUUGAAAGACGGGUACACCAUACAGGUGAUCAAACAAAAACUGCCGAUCAAACAAGACGCUGAGCUAAAGAUGCAUGGGAUCCAUUUGGUUUAUGAGGGGGAUGAUGAUUUAGAAGGAGAAGAAGAUACAGUAAACGAGACACAUCUCUCCGUUUCUCAGAAACUUGCCAAUUUCUUCAGCUCUUUCGAAGAAAAUGAAGCCAGCUCAGAAGGUGAUUCUAAUUAUAGAACAAAGAGCUUCGUCGAGUGGGAUAAUGACGAGCCAGAAGAAGUAAGUGUCGUUGAGCAAUUGAAGGAAGGAGAUUUGGAUUGGGGGCUUUCUGGUUUAGAAGCUUGCAGUGUAGGAUCAGGUGACUCAGGUUCUGGGACCAACAUUGCUAUCGUUGUAGGCAAAUCCACCGCUGCAGCUCUCAAAAUGAGGAACCCGAACGAUGACUGGUACUCCUUCCGCGAGUUCCUCAGCAACCGCCUGAGUCCAUUGACUCUCUCUGGGUGCAAUGCCAAAGACGCCAUUGAUUUUCUCCGCGAGCAGCAGAUUUCGGGUGACUCCAAGGUCCUUGUUGGCCGCCUAAUUGCUGCAUGUGAUGCCUUCGGCAUAAAAACGAAGGACAAUCCUUUUCGAAGCCUAGCUGUAACAACAUACCUGAAGGAGGCGAGGCAAAUGACUCGAGAAGCAGAAUGCGUAGUAGUCUUUUCGUGCAAUGACAACCUUCAUGUGGACGAGGCACAUUUCAUCGAAGCCAUCUUGAAAGAGUUGCACAAGCGAGAGGUCAGCCCUUUGACAUAUAAUCUAUCAAGGAGAGAAAACGUGGACGUGGAGAUGCUUUACCGAUCUAGUGUGGGGAUUAUGGUAGUUUCAAAUAGUUUUGCUCGUAGUAGUCAGUCCUUAGAUCAUCUGGUGGCAAUCAUGGAGCUUCGGAAAGCAACCGGCCUUGAAAUUAUUCCGGCAUACUUUAAAGUAACACGUGCAGACAUUUGUGGGUUGGAAGGCCGGUUUGAAGCAGAAUUUCUGCAGUAUCAGAAUUCUGUACAGGCAGACAGAGUUCAAAAAUGGAGGGCAGCUAUCAUAGAAGCAGCUUUCACCGAUGGAAAUGAAUGGACAAAGGGAACUCAAUUUAUGCUUGCUGAGGAAGUUGUAAUUAAUGCAUGCUCCAGGCUACAUUUUGAAAAUAGCAAUAAUCUGGUCAGAAUCUUAGCAUUGCUAAACCACCCCCAGCCGUCAGAUGUGGAAAUUGAGGGAAUCUGGGGUAUGGCAGGAAUAGAUGACGUGAGCAAUGCCAGAGAUGCAGAAUAUGUAGUUGGAGGGUUUGGCUGGUUUUCUCGUGGACACAGAAUCAUAUUAACCUCUAGGAGUAAACAAGUUCUUGUACAGAGUAAGGUAAAAGGGCCGUACGAGAUCCAAAAAUUGUGCAAGCUUGAAUCUUCUCAUCUCUGCAAACAAUAUUUAAAUGGAGAAAGGGCGGUCAUCUCAGAGCUUAUCAGCUGCAGUAGUGGUAUUCCUUUGGCUCUCAAAGUUUUGGGUUCCUCUGUAUCAAAGCAGCAUAAAAUAAAUAUGAAAAGACAUCUUCAAACCUUGCGGAAGAAUCCUCCUACCAAGAUUCAGGAAGCAUUUCAGAGAAGCUUUGAUCGACUAGAUGGAAACGAAAAAAACAUAUUCUUGGACCUUGCAUGUUUUUUUAUAGGGAAGAACAGAGAUCAUGUGGUACAUUUACUUAAUGCUUGUGGGUUUUUUACGUCUUUGGGAAUCUCUAAUCUCAUUGAUGAGUCUCUCGUUAGCCUUCUGGAAAAUAGGAUUGAAAUCCCUAUUCCUUAUCAAGACAUUGGUCGAUUUAUUGUUCAUAAAGAAGACAAGAAUCCAUGCAAACGUAGCAGAUUGUGGGACUCUAAUGACAUAGCUGAUGUUUUGACAAAAGUAUCAGGAACAGAAGCGAUUGAGGGCAUCUUCCUGGAUGCGUCUGAAUUGACCUGUAAGUUGAGUCCUACUGUGUUUGGUAAGAUGUACAGACUUAGAUUGCUGAAGUUCUAUUGUUCCACCCCUGGAAAUGAGUGCAAGCUAUAUCUACCUCACGGCCUCGACGCUUUACCUGAUGAGCUAAGGUUACUUCACUGGGAGAAUUACCCUCUGGAAUUCUUGCCUCAGAAAUUUAAUCCUGAAAACCUUGUAGAGGUAAACAUGCCUUACAGCAACAUGGAGAAGUUAUGGGAAGGGAAGAAAAAUCUCGAGAAGCUAAAGAAAAUCAAACUGAGUCACUCCAGAAAACUUACUGAUAUCCUGAUGUUAUCAGAAGCCCUGAACCUUGAGCAUAUUGAUCUCGAAGGGUGUACAAGUCUGAUUGAUGUUAGCACAUCUAUUUCUCAUCUUGGGAAGCUUGUUUCCUUGAAUAUGAAAGACUGUUCUCGUUUGCAAAAUCUGCCUUCGAUAAUCGAUUUAACAUCUCUCAAGCUUCUUAAUUUGUCGGGCUGCUCAGAGCUUGAGGAUAUUCGGGAUUUUGCACCAAACCUGGAAGAGAUAUAUCUCGCUGGGUCUGCCAUUCGAGAACUGCCAUUGUCAAUCGAGAAUCUCACUGAACUUGUUACGCUAGAUCUGGAGGACUGCAAAAGGCUUCAGAAACUGCCAAUGGGAAUAAAAAGCUUGAAAUCUAUCGUCGAACUUAAGCUGUCUGGCUGCACAAGAACCGUCGUGGAAAGAUUCGCUGUUGUUCGUCGCCUCAAAGUCAACGAAGUUUUCGAUUUCACUUCCUUCUUAAAGAGAGACUCUCCUCAAUUUCGAAGGUGCAUCAUCGACGUUUCCCGAUGGCUUUUGCUUCUUCUUCCUCAUUGUUGGAUUCCUCCAACUGCAAAUUCCAUGUGGACACGCGUAAUACCUUCACGGCUCAUCUCCUUGAGUCCCUUCGCCGGAAAGGUAUCAAUGCCGGAGACUGAAUUUCUCGAUCACAUCGCCGCGGCAACUCUCAGGAUGCUGAAUGAUUUGUCUCCAUGUGAAAUCCAAGGUUUUCCAGGGAUUGAAGCGCGUUCAAAAGAAUUGGAGGAGUUAUUGAUGUUUGAUAAUGAGGAAGAUGUCCGUACAAUCGGAGUUCUUGGGAUGGCUGGAAUCGGCAAGACAAUGGUUGCUGAUAUCGUAUAUAAGCGAAACUACCGACAAUUUGAUGGUUACGAUUUCGUUGACGACGUUGACAAGGAGUUGGAAUGGCAUCAGUUAAGUCAUUUGCGGGAGAAACUCCUCUGUAAAGUACUCGAAAGAGAAAAUUUGGAUGUGAGAGCGCAUGGAGGAAUGGAAAGCUAUCUUUCGACCAAGAAGUUGUUUAUUGUACUGGAUAAUGUGACCGAUAAAGAACAAAUAGAUGUUCUCAUCGGACAUCAAGCAUUCCGGAAAGGAACUAGGAUUCUUUUGAUAACCAGAGACAAGAAGCUGCUGAAGGGAAAAGCUAAUGCAACAUAUGUAGUUCCGAAAUUAAAUGACAGGGAAGCCAUGGAGCUCUUCUGCCUUAAGGCAUUCCCUGGAAACCUCUACCCCCCGGAAGAAUUUAUGGAUCUAUCAAACAAGUUUGUAGACUAUUCUAAAGGUCAUCCCUUAGCGUUGACGUUAUUAGGUUCGGAUCUAGUUCUGAAGCUUGAACCAUACUGGAAGGAGAAAUGGGAGAUCUUAAAGGUAAUGCCAGACAAGGAGAUUCAGAAAAUGCUUGAAAAGAGUUACGAAAAACUAGAUGGUGAACAGAAGAGCUUAUUUCUGGACAUAGCAUGUUUUUUCAGAUCAGAAAAAGAGGAUUUCGUUUUGAGCAUCCUGAAACCAGACCUCGUCAAUGUUGCUUCUGUGAUGAGAGAACUUGAAGAUAAAUGCUUGGUAACUAUUUCUUAUGAUAGGAUUGAGAUGCAUGAUCUAUUGCAUACAAUGGGGAAGAAAAUUGGAUAUGAAUCCAUCAAAAUGGUGGGAGAACGUAGUAGGUUGUGGAACCACAAAGAUAUUCGUUACAUCCUGGAGGAGAACACGGGCACUGAAUUUGUUAGAGGCAUCUUCUUUAACAUGUCUAAUGUCGAAAGGAUCAAGCUUAGUCCUGCUGCUUUCAAGAGGAUGUCAAAACUCAAAUUCCUGAAAUUCCAGAAUUCUCAUUGUUCUCAGUGGUGUGACAAUGACUGUAAAUUUCAAUUCUGCCAAGGGCUUGAUCACUUUAAAGCUACGCUUGUGUACCUUCACUGGCAGGGGUAUCCUUACGCCUCUCUGCCAUCAGAGUUCAAUCCAGAGGAACUUGUCGAUCUUAACCUGCGUUAUAGCCACAUUAAAAGACUGUGGGAGGAGGAAAAGAAUACAGAAAAUUUAAGAUGGGUCGACCUCAGUCAGUCAAAAGCCUUGCUGAAUUUAUCAGGAUUAUCCAAGGCCAAAAAUCUUGAGAGACUGGAUCUCGAAGGAUGUACGAGUUUGGCUGCGUUGGGCCCAUCAAUCGAACAGAUGGACAAACUUAUUUACCUGAACCUCCGAGAGUGCACUAGCCUUGAGAGUCUCCCAGAGAAAAUCAACUUAAAAUCUCUGAAGACUCUGAUUCUCAGUGGCUGCUCAAACCUUCGGGACUUUCAAAUUAUAUCAAAAAAUAUUGAAUCGCUUUAUUUGGAAGACUCAGCAAUCGAACGGGUUGUUGAACACAUCCAAAGUCUCAGCAACCUUAUUUUGCUGAAUCUAAAGAAUUGUCGCAGGUUGAGGGAUCUUCCCAUCGAUCUUUACAAGCUCAAAUCUCUUCAAGAACUGAUUAUCUCUGGCUGUUCAGCGCUGGAGAGUCUUCCACCCAUCAAAGAGGAGAUGAAAUGCUUAGAGAUUUUGCUUAUGGAUGGAACAUCCAUCAAACAAACACCUGAAAUGAUCUAUUUGAGUAACCUCAAGAUUUUCUCCUUUUGUGGAUCUAGCAACAAAGACUCCGCAGGGGUAGUGUUGUUGCCUUUCUCAGGCAGCUCUCAUUUAUCAAACCUCUAUCUCACGAAUUCCAAUAUCUACAAAUUGCCGGAUAACUUUAGCUCUUUACACUUAUUGCGGUGUCUAUGCUUAAGUAGAAACAAUAUUGAGACCCUACCUGAAAGUAUCAAGAAACUUUAUUCUCUGAUGUUUCUAGACUUGAAGCAUUGUUGUAGGCUCAAUUCCCUUCCUGUGCUUCCAUCUAACCUACAGUACUUAGAUGCUCAUGGGUGUGUUUCUCUGGAAAAGGUUGCAAAGCCUUUGCCGGUUCCCCUAGUAACUGAGAGGAUGCAUACUACUUAUAUUUUCACGGAUUGCUUUAAACUGAACCGAGCUGAGCAGGAAGCUAUUGUAUCUCAGGCCCAACUUAAGAGUCAACUACUGGCAAGGACAGCUCUUCAGCAUAAUCAUAAGGGACUAGUUCUGGAUCCUCUGGUUGCCGUUUGCUUUCCAGGAAGUGACUUACCCUCAUGGUUCUGCCAUCAGAGAAUGGGAUCUUCGAUUGAAACCGACCUCCUUCCACACUGGUGCAACAGUAAAUUUAUUGGAGCUUCCCUAUGUGUUGUUGUCACCUUCAAGGAUCAUGAAUGUCACCAUGCCAACCGUUUAUCUGUAAGAUGCAAGUCCAAUUUUAAAAAUCAAAGCGGUCGGUCUAUCAGCUUUAGUUUCUGUCUUGGGGGAUGGAACGAGUCAUGUGGAUCAUCUUGCCAUGAACCACGGAAACUUGGAUCUGAUCAUGUGUUUAUUAGUUAUAACAACUGUAAUGUGUCAGCCUUUCAAUGGAGUGAAGAGAGUAAUGAGGGUAAUAGAUGUCGUCCCACUAGUGCCUCAUUUGAAUUCUACCUUACUGAUGACACUGAAAGGAAACUAGAAUGCUGCAAGGUGAUAAGGUGUGGGAUGAGUUUACUAUAUGCUCCAGAUGAGAAUGACCGUGGAUCCCAAGGAACACGGGUUACAGAUAAUGUUGAGCGUACAUAGAGUAAGGCUUUUGUCCCCGUGCGAUGUCGGUCCCACUCGCAAAUUGAAGAAAGAAGAGAUGAAAUCCCCUUUUGAGUGUUUAUUUCGGAUAAAUAGGUUGAAAAACCCUAACCUUUUAUAAAAACAUAAAACAAACCCUGACCUUUUUUUGUAGGUUAUAAAACCAUGAACUUGUUAAAAUAAUGAAAAUCAGCCUCUAAAGUAAAUUAGCGUUUUGCAUUUUGCGUUUAAAAUGACGUUUAAGAUGACAUUUAAGAAAGAAGCAAAAUAAUUAAAAAAGAAAAACAUCGUCUAUUUUACUCUUGGCGUAGAAGAGAAACUAGAGCACACAUCUCAAUUUUAUUUAGAUGGAGAUAAGGUAAGUUGAUUAUUCAGGAGUCCAUCCCAAUUUUGAUUACUUAGAAUUUAAAUUUAAACUCUGGGUUGAAAAACAACGUUUAUUAAUUUUGAGUGAGUUGACGAG
Molecule: messenger RNA, 10877 nt
Organism: Thlaspi arvense
Lineage: Eukaryota; Viridiplantae; Streptophyta; Magnoliopsida; Brassicales; Brassicaceae
Source: the annotation of a GenBank genome assembly